Thalassophryne amazonica is the source of this 4017-nucleotide messenger RNA. RefSeq names its product apoptotic chromatin condensation inducer 1b (gene acin1b). The record is from RefSeq and is a predicted model, not a curated record. Gene Ontology annotation, molecular function: nucleic acid binding. Lineage: Eukaryota; Metazoa; Chordata; Actinopteri; Batrachoidiformes; Batrachoididae.
UAGCGACGCUUGUCGGUCGGGAGUUUAGCGAAGGGAGCAAAAUGGCGGAUGAGGAUAUUACGCUGGAUGGAAAACCUCUACAGUCGCUCCGUGUCGCGGAUUUGAAAGCCGCUCUGGAGCAAAGAAAGCUGUCCAAAAGCGGUCACAAAAAUGCGCUGGUGAAGCGGCUGCAAGGGGCUCUGAUGCUGGAGAAUCUGCAGAAAUCAUCUGCCUCUCACAGCCGCCUGCAACCCAAUUCUCAGAUUGCAGAGGAGAUGAGCCACAACAGCUUCGUAAAACAGUACAUGGCAAAGCAGCAGGAGCUCUUGAGACAGGAGCUGGGGAGAGAAGCUCAGCAAGAAGAUGAAGACGAUGAAAGCUCUGCAGUUGCAGAUGAUGACGACGACCGCUCAGACGACGACAGCUCUUCCAGCAGUUCUGGAAAACACCCACUGACGAGGACAGAGGAGGAGGAGGAGGGAGGAGGAGGAGGCGGCCCAUUAUUGAGUCAUGGCAUGAAGGCGUGUGGUCCCGACGUGCGCCGCACCGCUGUCCUCAAGCAGCGAGAGUCCUCUGAGGCUCCAGGAAAUGGCACGCAGCGAGCCACUUUCCCGCUGGGACUCAAGGAGCCGCCAGCCCCCUCUCCUCCCCGUGCUGUGGCCUCCUUGUCAGUGCGAGUCCUCGGUCAGCCUGACCGUCAGGGGCUGCCCCCUCAAGUGCCUCGAGCCCAGGAGAAGGAGGGGACUGCGCCGAGCGAACCAGGAUCAGCCUGUCCCGUCCUCCACCUGAGCCACUCAGCAGGAGCUCGUACACACGAGGACAGUGGCGAAGAUGAUGAUGGUGAUGAUGAAAGUGAUGAUGACGAGGAUUGGGGCCCCUGUCCUGGUCGGGUACGAAAGGCUCGCAGAGUCCCGCCGCAGCUCCUGCCCCCUAGUGUCCCAUCAACAGUCGCGAGGUCUAAACGUAAGCUCCAGCUGCCGCAGCACAUCCCACCUCCCCCGCAGGUUCAUCAAAACCCAAUGCAGCUACGCCACCCCACUCCUCCCCCCUCACCGCCCCCAGAGCUCUUGUUCCCUCUUCCUGACACACCCAAACAGAGCCCACCAGACACCGAUGAUCCUGAUGGAGACGAAGAAGAUGCUGGAGGCGGCCGAGGUAUGGCGUCUUUCUCACCUCCCGCCAUGCAGAGACAAGACUCAGACUCCAGCUAUCGCUCCAGCAGUCCUGAGCCUCCCAUGAAGAGGAGACCGGGACCCCUGUCUCUGCUCGUGCACAAGAUGGAAGCAGAGGGGGCUUUUGGUGCAGCCGAGCCUGAUUCGGUUGUUGAAGAAAUGGCGCACUCCACAACUGGGCUGGUCACCCCUGCUGGGACCGCAGAGUCUUGUGGAUCACCGCCACAGAGAUUGGACAAAAGGAUGCAACAAGAGGACAGAGACGAAGAAAAGGAGAGAGUGCAAGAACAACAGGAAGAACAGAAGGAAAAGGAGAGGAAGCAACCAGAAGAGGAUGAAGAACGGCACCUGGAAGAGGAGAUGGAAAAACAGGAAGAGUCAGGAGAGGAGGAGACGGGGGGAGAGCCUUGGCUAGAAAACAAGCGCAACAAUAGACGGGAUGAGUCAGACAAACAUGGCCACGUUUCACAAGGGGGAAGCAGAGAGGAUGCUGGAAUGGUCCAGCCGUCUCACACCCGGGACGGUUCUGAUGAGUCCACAGUGAACCAGAGUGAGCCUGAGAGAUCUGUCCUCAAGGACGACUCGCCUCCCCACGUUUCUCCGUCAAGACCUGCAGCCUGCACCGAGGCCGAGAGCGCACUAGCUACAGCCCAAGACUCGGCGUCCUCAUCGGACUCUGACUCCAAAUCCGAGUCCUCUUCAUCCUCAUCACAGUCCUUUUCCUCCCAGAUAAAUCAAUCCCUGCAAGACAAGGAUGAUCGUGGACCAAAGGCAGAGGAAGAAAACAGGCUGCUGUGAGUAAAGCGGAGCAGAAAACCACUUCUCACAAAAAGGGAAGUGUCAGAGCCCAGCGCACCUGCAGUGACGGAGGUGGAACCGGAGUCUGAGGGUUCUGCGGCACAGCAGUCGUCCUCCGGGGCCGAGCCAGACAACAGCGAGGGCCACCUGGAGGAGAGCACCACUCCUAAGGCUUUUGCAACUCGCAAGAUAUCCUUGACCAGCAGUAAAAUAUCUCCAGCUGCUACAGAAGGAGGUGCAGGAGACUCUGAGGCGGCAUCGACGGCUGCAGCAGGGAGGAAGAGGCGGUGGGGCUCCAGUACAGCGGUCACAGCCAAGAAACCAUCCUUCAGCAUCACCACAGACUCACUGAAGUCUUUGAUUCCAGACAUCAAAGUGACUCAGGAGGCCGUGGUGGAGCUGCACCCAGAGGAGUUUCAGCUCUCUGGGGACGAGGAGAACCUGGACACCAGCCAGGACGACCAAGACAAAGGCCUCAAAAUCCGCCGCACGGUCACACAGGUCGUCCCAGGUGACAGCCAGGAAAACGGACAACAGAAUGAAGAGGAAGAGGUCGAGAAAUCAGAAGGAGAAAAACAAGAAAAACCACGCCGAUCUUCCAAAGACAAAAGGAAGAACAGUCAUUGUGAGGACGUCUCAGACACACAAACGCCGGUCAAAGUGGACGCAGAGGCGAAAAAAGUUACCCCCAGUGACAGUGUGGUGCGCCGCUCCAUCAGUCAGCAGAAGUCUGGUGUGUCCAUCACCAUUGACGACCCGGUCCGCACAACCAAGCAGCUCUCGCCACCUCGUGGAAAAGUCUCCACCAUCAUCCAUGUGACCAACCUGGUGCGACCUUUCACCUUGGUGCAGCUCAAAGAGCUGCUGAACCGGAUGGGCACUGUGGUGGAAGAGGGCUUCUGGAUCGACAAGAUCAAGUCUCACUGCUACGUCACGUAUGCUACCACAGAGGAGGCGGUUGCCACCAGAGCUGCUCUCCACGGAGUGAAGUGGCCUCAGAGCAAUCCCAAAGUCCUCAGUGUGGAUUUCUGUGAGCAGGAUGAGCUGGACUUCCACAAAGGCAUCAUAAAGCCAAACAAGGAGGAGGACCACGUUGUCCUUCCAGCACUUCCUCCAAACCGACUGCCUCCUCUGAUGCCGGAACGAGAGCGGGAGAGGGAGCGCGACCGCGACAGGGAGAGGGAACGGGACCGAGACCGUGAGCGAGACCGCGGUGCCGUGCCAGGUGUGCGUGAUCAGUGGGCGGAGCGCGAGCGAGCAAUGGAGCGCAGAGAACGCGCCCGAGGCGAGCGGGAGUGGGACCGCGACAAAAUACGCGAAUUUGCAAGACCAGGAGAGGAGAGGCAGCGUUCUCGAUCCAGAGACAGGGAACGGAGGCGGCGGGAGCGGGCCAAGAGCAAGGAGAGGAAGACGGAAAAGAAAGAGAAGCCCGACGAGCCUCCAGCCAAAUUAUUAGACGACUUGUUCCUCAAGACCAAAGCAGCUCCGUGUAUUUACUGGCUUCCACUCACCGAGGAGCAGGUCACGCAGAAGCUUCUGGACCGCAUGGAGCGGCAAAAGGAGCGUGAGCGAAAGCGUAAGGAGGAGCAGGAAGAGGAGCAGAAGAGACAGGAGCAGGAGAAGAAAGACAGGCUGAAGGUCAGGGAGAAGGAUGGCAGCGCGGCCGCAAGCAGCGGCGGUGCCGGACGAGUGGCAGACCCAGACAGAGAGCGGGAGCGAGGCCGAGACAGAGAGGGGGACAGGAGGAGGGACGGACACCGGCCCAGACGAGCCUCGCCAACCGCUGGCGCCGGAAGGCGGUCUCAUAGCCGUAGCAACCCCAGGGACAGGCGGCGCUGAGGUGCCAGCAGGGUGAGGGACACGGUGCUCAGUGGACAUGGACUUCUCCUAAAAACAACACUCCCAUCGCUCCUUUGACACCAGCCUCGUCUUCCACACACAGCUGUUGGUUCCCUGACUCCGCCUCCUCAUUGUCGCUUCAUCCAGACGUCAAUAUAAGUGAUUUUUUAGGACUUGCACUGUUCUUCUGUCUUCCAGUGUCAGUGUCCCGGUCUGUCUGUUCUGCCUG